AAAUAAACGAAAAAACAAAAACAAAAAGAACAAACAAAUCUGCUGCCACAUUUUCAUUUUCUCAUCUCCAAAUAAAUUAGCUCACCAAAGACGCGAAAAACAGAAACACCAAAAUAUCGCUCAUAUACUCCGUAGUUGAGGAGAGAGAAAGAAAAUCCUCCGUAGAUUCAACAUUCCGUUGACUCAUCGCCGGAAAACGAGAAAUGUUCCGGCGAAAAAUCCGAUCAUAUUGAAAGCAGAGUUAGGGAGAGAUGAGCCGCAGAGUAGUUAAUCGAAGAGAGAGAAUCGGGCAAGUUUCGAUGAUGACGGCAAUAGGGAUAGAGAAGAAGGCGGAGAAGAGAUUAAAGAAGUACGAGGAGUUGCCGGAGUAUUUAAAGGAUAAUGAGUUUAUAUUAGAUUAUUAUCGCUGUGAAUGGCCGUUGAAAGAUACGUUUCUUAGCGUUUUUGCUUGGCACAAUGAAACGCUCAACAUUUGGACGCAUUUAGGAGGCUUUUUGAUAUUUGCGAUAAUGGCGGUGGCGAGUAUGACGGAGAACGCAAAGGGCGAUGGACCUGUUUCCAGUAUUUUAAGGAAUACUAUAGUCGUGAAACCAUUAAUGACAAUGUUGACGAUGGACUGGAACAACAAUGGCUCGAGGAAUAUUACUCCGGGUGCACAUUACAGACACUUCUCAGAAUCCUCACCAUUGAACACCAGCAAAGAAGGCACUGAACCCAUACCAAUGUGGCCAUGGUUCCUCUUUUUAGCAGGCGCAAUGUGUUGCUUAGUUUUCAGCUCAAUCUCUCACCUCCUCGCCUGCCAUUCAAAGCGUCUAACCCUCUUCUUCUGGCGUUUAGACUACGCAGGAAUCUCAGUCAUGAUAGUCUGCUCCUUCUAUGCACCAGUUUACUACUCCUUCUAUUGCCAACCUUUGUUUAGCCUCUUCUACCUCACUUCCAUAACCAUUCUAGGGAUUCUUGCUACCACUACUCUCAUCACUCCCUCUCUUUGUUCCCCACGUUUCCGGGCUUUUCGGGCCACCCUUUUCCUUGGCAUGGGUUUCUUCGGGCUGAUCCCUGCUCUUCAUGCAGCUGCACUCCAUUGGGAUCAUCCACAGAUGUUAAUAGCCCUUGUGUAUGAGGUACUUAUGGGUAUCUUGUAUGCAACUGGAGCUUGGUUUUAUGUUAGUAGGGUCCCUGAACGUUGGAAACCAGGUGUUUUUGAUCUUGCUGGUCACAGUCAUCAGAUUUUUCAUAUGUUUGUUGUUGGUGGUGCUCUCACUCACAGUGCAGCUAUUAUGAUUAUUCUGCACUGGAGACAGGGAAUGGCUACUUGUUUUUAGGUGUUGUUUGGUUGACAUGAAAAAACAUGGGAAGUGUAACUUCUUCAUAGGAAGUGGAAGGUUGUAGUGUUGUUUGGUUUGCGAAAAUAUGGGAAGUCAGACUUUCUAGGAACUUCUAGUUUCCACAAAAUUGAGGAAGUUGCUUACCUAGAUCCUUAUAGGUAAGUGGAACUUCCCAUGUUCAACCAAACAUUUUCUACUUCCUAGGAAACGUUAAUACAUUUACUUCCUAUGGUCAACCAAACAUUACUUUAGUUGCAAACAACGGAUAACAGAAGCGGAAAAUUCCAGCUGUUUCGACUGGAAUCAGAUACUUGUAGCAGAGUUAUCCAACAUUCUUAACAGAAUGGAGAAAGAUUCUUGUACUGUUUCUAUUGUCACACGAGAUCGUAAACUUAAGGCGGAGAAGGAAAUGUAAUAGAUUGUGUAAUUGUUUGAUUGACGUGCUCUUGAACAGACGACUGUGGAUAUAUUUGAUUCAAGAAACAUCACUUGGUUGUAGGUUUUAACUCUCGAGCUUCCUUUUGGUGUGUGCAUAUUGCAUAAUGUAAAAUUCAGAGCUCAAUGCAAAUUCAGAGAAAACGUUUUGUUC
Messenger RNA from Spinacia oleracea (spinach), 1914 nucleotides. RefSeq names its product heptahelical transmembrane protein 2. The transcript has 4 exons. Gene Ontology annotation, cellular component: membrane. Gene Ontology annotation, biological process: response to hormone. The record is from RefSeq and is a predicted model, not a curated record. Lineage: Eukaryota; Viridiplantae; Streptophyta; Magnoliopsida; Caryophyllales; Amaranthaceae. Gene Ontology annotation, molecular function: signaling receptor activity. The coding region runs from base 252 to 1322 and encodes 356 amino acids.